AUGCCAUUCAUACGCUUGUAUCAGGAAUCCGACAAAGAUGCCAUGGUGCGUAUUUUCCGCGAAACCGCGGCCCCCGAUCUCCGUGCAGCAGGCGAUCCUGUCCUUCAUUAUGCCUCCUUUCUCUGGUGUCGCCCUUACCUGAUGUUAACGCCAGAUUCCUGUCUCGUCCUCGACGACGGCAAUGGUCAAGCCGUUGGAUACCUCCUCGGCGCACCAGACACGCCCUCUUUCGCACAAAAAUACAAGGACAUCUACAUCCCAUACCUAAAGUCCGCAGGGUUCGAGAAGCCCGGCCCUGAUGAAGCAGUUGGGUGGAAUGAAAAUCUGCCAAAUGCACUCAGACAGAUCAUGUACAAUCCUGAUAGCCUGCAACACGGAGAAUAUCCUCAAUUGAUGGAAAAUUUCCCGGCGCAUUUCCAUAUCGAUAUAUUGGGACCGUAUCAGAAACAAGGCUACGGACGACAACUCAUCGAGCGAUUCUGCAAGAUGGUAAAGGAAAAGAGUCCCGGUGUCAAAGGCGUUCAUUUAACCAUGGCAGCGGCGAAUGAGGAUGCCAAAAAGUUUUAUCCACGGGUGGGAUUUACAAAGUUUCCUGUCGUGCUUGAUGGUGGUGCCAGUGGCGAGCAGGGCAGAGAUCAAAAUACCAUCUGGUUUGUCAAGGCUCUACCAUAA
Messenger RNA from Rhinocladiella mackenziei CBS 650.93, 672 nucleotides. RefSeq lists its product as uncharacterized. Lineage: Eukaryota; Fungi; Ascomycota; Eurotiomycetes; Chaetothyriales; Herpotrichiellaceae. Gene Ontology annotation, molecular function: acyltransferase activity, transferring groups other than amino-acyl groups; beta-N-acetylglucosaminidase activity. The record is from RefSeq and is a predicted model, not a curated record. Bases 1 to 672 code for a protein of 223 amino acids. Gene Ontology annotation, biological process: glycoprotein metabolic process. The transcript has 2 exons.